AUGUUCACAGGUCUGAUUGAACACGUUGGAACGGUGUCUGCCAUCGAACACGACAGCGGAGGAUGCACACUCACAAUCGCUGACUCCGCGCCCAUCCUCUCCGAUUGUCACGUUGGGGAUUCCAUAGCGAUCAACGGCGCAUGCCUUACUGUAACGGAGUUUGACAAGGAGCAGAAUGGUGGAUGGUUCAAAGUGUGGCUUGCAAACGAGACGUUGGAUAGGACCGAUCUCGGAGAACGGAAGGUCGGGGAGCAGGUAAACGUGGAACGUGCGAUGGGCGCACAUGUUCGCUUCGGAGGUCAUUUCGUCCAGGCUCAUGUUGAUACGACCGCUACAUUGAUCUCGCGAACCCCGGACGGAGAUUCCUUGCGUCUGCUUUUCCAGCUUCCCGAACCCACGACGGAACGUCCAUCUCUUCUGCCAUAUCUCAUCCCUAAGGGCUAUGUCGCGAUCGACGGGACCUCGUUGACGAUUACUUCGGUCGACGACGCGAAGCGCACAUUUGGAAUAAUGCUAAUCAAACAUACGCAAGAGAAGAUCACGCUCAGCAAGAAGCCUGUUGGAUCAAGAGUAAACAUUGAGGUCGAUAUGAUCGGUAAAUUAGUCGAAAAGAGCGUCCAUGCCGCGCUUUCCGGUGGAGGGGCAGAGCUCAUGCGUCCGAUGAUUGAGAGAAUUGUAGAGGACGUUUUGGCAAAGAAGAAGCUCAUAUAAUCAGUCUGCCAAUGUACUUACGCCAGCAAUUGAUGUCUUAAGCGAGACUGUAUAACACCGCCUGGAAUCCAGG
Molecule: messenger RNA, 784 nt
Organism: Laetiporus sulphureus 93-53
Lineage: Eukaryota; Fungi; Basidiomycota; Agaricomycetes; Polyporales; Laetiporaceae
Product: Lumazine-binding protein
Exons: 4
Coding region: 1-711 (236 amino acids)
Biological process (GO): riboflavin biosynthetic process
Molecular function (GO): riboflavin synthase activity
Source: RefSeq, a predicted model, not a curated record